AUGCCAAACGAAUACCCCCCCUACACUCCAAUGCCCUCCCUCAGCCACGAGCUUGGCCUAAUACUCGGCCUCCCCGCUCUCUGCAUAGUAGUAAUGGGCGUAUACAUUACUCUCUGGCGUGUCUUCCAAACCCGUCUCCACACCCAAGACCUAACCCGCCGCAAAGCCUUUCAUAACAAAACACCCAUCGCAACCAAAGACAACCUCCCAAGAUCCGGCACAGCAUCAGACAGCAAACCCAGUCUCCAUGAGAAAAUGCUCGGACGCUUCACGCCACACAACCGCGCAGAACUACCCGUGCACGGGAUGGAGAUGUACGGGAAUGGGAAAGGCGUGUACGCUAACGAGAGGGCGAGCGAUAGCAUGACCAGGGUCGGAAGUCCUCUGGGUUUGAACCCGGGUUUGAAUCAGGGACCAGGGUCUACUCCUGUUGCGUCGAGGGCUGUUAGUCCUGUCGGGGAUGGGCGGAGGGGGAUUCCUGGGUCUAUUGUUGGAGUGGCGUUGGGGUCUUCGGAGAGGGGACAGAGUCCUGCUAGGAUUAAGGAGUUGAGGUCUGCGAGUCCGGCGAGGAGGUUUGGUGGGGGGAUUAGUACGCCUGUUGAGAUUGGGCCUGCGCCUACGAGGGAGUAA
Messenger RNA from Penicillium bovifimosum, 630 nucleotides. RefSeq lists its product as uncharacterized. The transcript is spliced from 3 exons. The record is from RefSeq and is a predicted model, not a curated record. Bases 1 to 630 code for a protein of 209 amino acids. Lineage: Eukaryota; Fungi; Ascomycota; Eurotiomycetes; Eurotiales; Aspergillaceae.